UCGGGCUGGUCCACUCGAUACGGAGAAUGAUCCGAUUAACUUAUAUACUACUAUUCCUGUGCUUCCACCAUGUCCAAAGCGCGUCACAAGAGAAGCGAGAAGCUGGAGCAAUCGCAUCUGGUUACCCGGUCCGUCACACUUACUCUGAGCAUCACACCCGGGUAGCCGUACCGGUCCCGCAACCGAUACCGAUCAGCGUCCCGCGACCGGUCCCCUACACCGUACCAGUAGGCGUACCGGUUGACCAGCCUCGUCCAGUACUAGUCCCGGUACCACACCCCGUGGCCCACAUCAUCCACCGACCGGUAGCAGUGCCGGUCGACCGGCCGUUCCCGUAUCCGGUAGCUCAGCCCGUGCCGGUCACUAUUACUCAGGGAGUCGCGAUACCGGUUCCCCAGCCGUAUGCAGUUAGUAUACCUGCUCCGGUACCAGUGGGGGUGCCACAACCGGUCCCUGUGCCGGUUUCCCCUGUGUUAGUAGGGCCAGGGGUGGUCGGUGGAGGUGUGGUCGGUCCAGCCGUUGUGGGACCUUCAGCCGUAGUCGGGCCUUCAGCCGUCGUGGGUCAGGCCGUUAUUGCGUCACCGGGAGUGGCAACGGCAGGAGUGGUGGGCUCGUCUGCCGUAGUCCACGGUUCUUCUGCUAGUAGUUAUGGUCAUACAGUAGUAGCUUCCCAUGGCCAUGCCAUCCAACAUCCUUAUUAACUAUAAUAGAGGUUCGGGGGUAAUUUAGUAUUUAUUUUUGUUAUGAGUUAGUACAAAAUCACCGGUGCCAAUAGAAGGUAGUUAGUUAUUCAAAAUAAGCCAUACUUUAGAUGUUAAUAUUUAUCUGCUAUUCACUUGAUACGCUGUCUCUAAAGUCACUGAAAAUAUCUUUGCUUAUCUUAUUCUGUCCAAGUGCAACCAUGUUGUUGUCAAAUAUUUUAAUCAGUUUAGCCAGAAAGACGUUCGAUUAUACGGACGAAGGUAUAUCAAGCUACACGCUGGGGCAUCUUAUACAAGUUGCAAUAAGUGCUAUUUUGCAAUAAAAAUGUAAAGACUGAUGUACUGCACAAACAUAAACAUGUAGUAAUAUCAGCUAAGUUAUUUUUGUAGCUUUUAUUUACGCAUAUAUUUUACUUUAAUUUAUUUUAAAGCCUGGUUUAAUGUUUAAGAAGUUUUGUAAAUGAAACUUAGUGCCCUAGUUAAUCAUA
Messenger RNA from Ostrinia furnacalis (Asian corn borer), 1189 nucleotides. RefSeq names its product tetra-peptide repeat homeobox protein 1. The coding region runs from base 27 to 701 and encodes 224 amino acids. The transcript is spliced from 3 exons. NCBI's taxonomy places the organism in Eukaryota, Metazoa, Arthropoda, Insecta, Lepidoptera, Crambidae. The record is from RefSeq and is a predicted model, not a curated record.